Molecule: messenger RNA, 804 nt
Organism: Tyto alba (common barn owl)
Lineage: Eukaryota; Metazoa; Chordata; Aves; Strigiformes; Tytonidae
Gene: TMEM220
Product: transmembrane protein 220
Exons: 6
Coding region: 7-453 (148 amino acids)
Source: RefSeq, a predicted model, not a curated record
GCGGCCAUGGCGGGUUCGGCCGUGGCGGGUUCGGCCAUGGCGGGGCGGCUGUGGCGGCUCUGUAACCUCGCCAUGGCCGCCUUCUUCGGGCUGGCGGCCGCGGUGCAGGUGAACGACCCCGACGCCGGGCUGUGGACGGUUGUCUACUUAGUGCCAGCUGCCCUGACACUGCUUGUCAGCAUUAACCCUUCAAUAACAGAUAAUGGUGUUUGGAGAAGCCUUUGUGACCUUCAUUCUGCUGGUUGUAUUGUUGGGACCAUUGCCUUGGCUUGCUCUUUGUUUGCUUAUGCUCAAGGAAAUAUUUUGCAUGAAGAGGAAGGCAGAGAGUUGUUUGGUCUGGUGAUUAUUACAAUAUGGAUGAGUCUUUGUCGUAGUUCAGCAAAAAUUUCUCUUCCUGGAAAGCAGAACCCACGCAGCAGCCCAGUGACAGUAAGCAUGUUCCACCAUUACUAAUCCUGAAGAAGGAAGCACAUGUGAAUACACUGGACACACAAGCUGGCUGGGAGAGAGCCAGAACAGGUCCAGAUGCAGCACAGCUACAUGAUCCUUCCAUGUCAGCAGCUCAGUACUGCUGCAGGCUAAUACAGCUGUGCACAUGUAGGUCCCAGCGGGUUUAUCUGCAGCAUUACAUGAUCUCCAUUUCCCCUGGGCUUAGCUUUUCUUGAAGAUUACUUUAGUCUUUUGAAGCAAUGUUAAGAAGACUGCGUUAGGCUACAGGGUGGACUAAUUUUACCAGACAUGAGACAUUACUGACUAUGAUGUUCCAGAAAAAUUAAAAAAAAAACGAAACAAAACAAAAAAAAA